This is a messenger RNA of Lutzomyia longipalpis, 2157 nucleotides long. Its product is annotated as sphingomyelin phosphodiesterase 1-like. Gene Ontology annotation, biological process: ceramide biosynthetic process; sphingomyelin catabolic process. The transcript has 5 exons. Gene Ontology annotation, cellular component: lysosome. The record is from RefSeq and is a predicted model, not a curated record. Gene Ontology annotation, molecular function: acid sphingomyelin phosphodiesterase activity. NCBI's taxonomy places the organism in Eukaryota, Metazoa, Arthropoda, Insecta, Diptera, Psychodidae. The coding region runs from base 43 to 1926 and encodes 627 amino acids.
AUCAGUCUCUUGUUAGUACUUGUUGAGUGCAACUGUUUAAAUAUGGCUUUGAGUGGAAUUAAAUUGGCUUUGGUAUUUGCAAUUUUCUUAUCACCACCACCCAUUAAGGCUCGAUUGAUUGAUAACUUGGUUACAAUGGGACCUAAUGAUAUAAUCCACGUAAAUGCAGGUGAUUUUGAGAAGGAAUUCCAUGCAGAAUUCACAAAAUACGAAAGUGCCAAUGAGACCACAAAUCGUCUCAGUGAUAUGAUACAAAUUCUGCGUGAUUCAAAGUAUAAAAUGGUUAUUGUGGAUGAUAUUCCGAAUGCAAAAGAUCCUCAACGAUGUCUAACGUGCCGCGCUGUUACGUAUUCAUUCUUAACGUUCAAUUCAACCGGCGCUGAUGAUGAUUUUUUGGAAAAAGUAGCCGUUGAUCUGUGCUUGUUGCUCCAACUGGGAGGAACUGAAAAUGUCUGCAAGGAUCAAGUGGCCACAUUCAAACCCAUGAUGGCCUAUAUAGUCAAGCAUACAGAAAAUAUACUUCCAGAUAGAAUAUGUGGGAUUACCCAACAAUCUUUCGAGUGUGGCUCUAUAGAGGAUUUAUACGAGGAAUUCCCAGUGGCAUUUCAAGAGCCCACUCUUCCCAGGAAUGCAACAAGCAAAUCAUCUCCAUUAACACACAAAAGCAGACACAAUCUCACGAUUCUCCACUUGACGGACUUUCACUACGAUCCUCUCUAUGCUGUUGGAUCUGCUGCAGAGUGCAAAGAACAAAUUUGCUGUCGUGGCAAUGUUGUUCCACACAAUGGAGCUGGAUUUUGGGGUGAUUACAGGGGCUGUGAUUCCCCGUGGCAUACGUUGGAGAACGUCGUGGAAGAAAUUAAGAGGAGAUACUCGAAAAUUGAUAUGAUAUACUUCACAGGAGAUAUUGUUGAUCAUUUCUAUUGGAAAACAUCCACUGAAGGCAAUAAGAAAUCCAUUACAGAUCUCACGGAGCUUUUUAAAAAGGCCUUUCCCGGUAUCGCACUAUAUCCGGUUCUGGGGAAUCAUGAAGCACAUCCAUCGAACACAUUCGCUCCGAAUGAUGUUGAGGGGGAAAACAUCUCAACACGGUGGCUAUAUGAGCAUAUUGGUGAUGUUUGGAGUGAGUGGCUGCCACAAGCUGCCCUUGCCACCCUCAGAGAAUCCGGGUACUACAGCGUUAAAUUAUACAAUGGACUCCGUGUUAUUGCCAUCAAUAACAACUUCUGCUAUCACACAAACUACUGGCUUCUCCACAACUCAUCGUACUUUGCACAGCAACUUGAGUGGCUGCAGGAAGCUCUACAGCUGGCAACCACAGCAAAGGAAAAGGUGCACAUAAUUUCGCACAUUCCAUCCAAUGAGAGGGAUUGCUUUGGACCCUGGGCGAGGGAGUAUCGAAAGCUCGUGGAGAAGUUCUCACCAAUAAUCAGUGGAAUAUUCAAUGGGCACACCCACGAGGAUGAAUUCAAUGUUUUCUACUCAAAGAGUGAUCCAUCGAAGGCACUCAAUGUAGCAUGGAAUGGGGGUAGUGCCACAACAUUUGCAUACUUCAACUCCAACUUCCGGCUCUAUUAUGCUGAUCUCGACACCUUUGAGGUGUUGGACUACGACACUUGGUGGUAUAAUUUAACAGAAGCAAAUCUAACGCCAGACAAGAAGCCCACGUGGCAAUCAUACAGCUUUGCCAAGGAAUACGGACUGCAGAGUCUCAGCCCGGCGAAUCUCGAUAAACUCAUAAAGGAUUUUGCACACAACAGGGAUAAACUCUUUUCAUACUGGAAGAGAAAGGUCAAGUAUUCCGAUGCCCAACUGAGUCAGGGAUGCAAUGAGCAGUGCCUUACAGAAACUCUCUGUGAUAUUGUUUUUGUAGAGCAUGGCGACAAUACGAAAUGCGAGGAACUCUUGAAAAUAUUCUACAGUUAAUCUAAUAUAUAACAUUAUGAGAUUUUCUCACAACUGGCUUUUCCUUUUCUGCACGAAAAAAAAAUACAAUAUAGCUCUGCAUAAUGUCCUUUUUGCAUGAAAAUUUAAUUAUUUUGGCAGAGAAUAAAAAAUGAAUAAAAAAAAGAAAACAAGGAUGACUGAAAUAUGUAAUGAUGUGGCGAAUGAUAGAGAAAUAAUGUUGAAAAAAAAAAUAAACAAAUUAGCAGACAA